Messenger RNA from Ceratosolen solmsi marchali, 2273 nucleotides. RefSeq names its product acylamino-acid-releasing enzyme. Lineage: Eukaryota; Metazoa; Arthropoda; Insecta; Hymenoptera; Agaonidae. The transcript is spliced from 13 exons. Gene Ontology annotation, molecular function: serine-type endopeptidase activity. Bases 114 to 2273 code for a protein of 719 amino acids. Gene Ontology annotation, biological process: proteolysis. The record is from RefSeq and is a predicted model, not a curated record.
UUUUUGUUUGUUUAAAGAUUCAAUAUCUGAAAUACAUUCUAACAUCUUAUUUAUCCACCUAACUAACGAAGAAAGUAUCAACAUAUAGAGGCAUCGCAGCAGAAUAACAUUGAAUGACAACCAUGUCAAAACAGACAGAUGAAGUAUUAGAUAUAUUCAAACAACUUAAUAAAAUUCCAAGUUUUGUAUCUGCAAGAAUUCUUUCUGAAACGAAUAAUAAAAUUACGAUACAAUCUGUGUGGUCUCAAAAAAAUUUAGAAAGACUUGUAAAACAAAAAUUUAUUCAAGAAUCUACUUUUGAUACAAAUUUACAAUCACUUGUACAAAAUUUUCCUAUUGAAAUUACUUCCGAGCUUAUGUCAUCAAUUUCGGCAGACGAAAAAUUGAAAGCAAUUUUGCGAGAAGUUACAGUUAAUAGUAAAACAAAACAGUUUAUAGAAAUUUGGGAUAAACAGCAUCUUAUGAAGUCUUAUGAUUUAUCAGUAUAUAAUAUUCAUGAAGAUAUAUAUAAUGAAUCUACAUUUUGUUCAUUCUGCUUUUCACUUGAUAAUAAACAAUUAUUAUAUAUUGCUGAAAAAAAAUUACCUAAGCAAGAAUCUUAUUACCAACCAAAACCGGAAUCAAAAACUAAAACAGAUAAAUUUGAAAAUGAAAAAGAAUUAUGUCAAGGUACAAAAUACAUUUAUAGACCUGAUUGGGGAGAACAAUUAAUUGCCAAGCACCGUUCUAUUGUAGUUAUCUUAAACAUCAAAGAAGAUACAUUAGUUCCAAUAACAUCAAUUCCAGAUGAGUAUUUUCCUGCUCAAGUAAUAUGGGCGCCGGAUAAUAAUAGCAUAGUUGGUGUAGCUUAUAAACUUAAACCAAGAUAUCUCGGGCUCUAUGCUUGCACCAACAGGGAAUCAUAUAUUUUUCAUUUGAAAGGAAAUGACUUUCGUAAAUUAACUACUGAUGGUUUGUCAUGUACAACACCACGCUUCAGUCCUGAUGGAAAAUAUCUCAUAUGGCUUGAACGAGAUAUUAGUCCUGCUCACCAUCAUGUACAUAGACUUAUGUAUUUACAAUGGAAUAUUGUUAAAAGUUCUAAUAUAUUAGUUAAUUUGAUAAAAAAUUAUAUAGUUAUUGACCAUUAUAAAAAUUUUUACGGUCUUUAUAAUCCAAGUCUUCCCGAUCGUUGUUGGAGUAAUAAUUCAAAACACAUAUUCCUUAGUACACCUCAAAGGUUCAAUAUAAAAUCAUAUAUUAUCAAUUUAGAAACAAAAAACAUAACUGAAGUAGAUAAUUUUGACAAUAGUAGUUUGAGCGUUAUUGACGUUAAAAAUAAUUUUAUAGCUUUCAUAAACGUCUCGGUAAUUAAGCCACCGCAAUUAAUAAUUGCAAAAUUCGAUAAUUCUUUAUCAAAUAUUGGAAAACUAUGUUUUAUUGAUGUUACUAAAAUAUUCAAUAUUCCGAAUAUUGAAAAUUUUAUAAAUGAGCAGACCGAAGCCGUAUAUAACACAAAUGAACCUGUCAAGAACUUCAAUUUUACUUAUUUUGGCACGAAAAAAGCACAAAACCAAUCAACACCUUUAGUUGUUGCACUACAUGGUGGACCUCAUUCUUCAUAUUGUAAUACGUUCCAUAUAAAUUAUGCAUUAAUGGUUUGUUUAGGUUUUGGAGUUUUACAAAUAAACUAUCGCGGUUCUACUGGAUUGGGUGGAGAUAAUAUUGAUUACCUUCUCGGUAAAAUUGGCGAUAUGGAUGUUGCCGAUUGUGUAAAGGCUGUUAAUUUAGCUGUGAACAAGUAUCCCUGGAUAGAUCCAAAGAAAAUCAAUUUAUAUGGUGGAUCUCAUGGUGGGUUCUUAUGUGCUCAUCUCAGUGCCAAAUAUCCAGAUAAAUUUAGAGCAGUAGUGAUGUUAAAUCCAGUAAUUGACAUAGCAGCCAUGUAUUCAUCAACAGAUAUUCCAGAUUGGUGUUGUGCUGAGAGUGGGUGUUCUUUUGUUAAGAAUGUAUCCAAUGAACACGAAAAUUAUAAUGAAUUAUUAUUAAAAAUGUUAAAACAUUCCCCUAUUCUUCAUGUAGAUAAAGUUAAAGCACCUACUUUAAUCAUCCUUGGAUCAAAAGAUUUACGAGUACCACCAUUUCAAGGUAAAUUGUGGUACAAUAAAUUGUUAUCUAACAAUGUUCAUACUAAGUUAUUCAUUUACGAUGAUAAUCAUUCAUUAAAAAAAGAUGAAGUUGAAAUAGAUAAUAUUAUUAAUUCUGUACUUUGGUUAAUAGAACACAAUGAUAAAUAA